AUGGCCGGAGGACGCAAAGCCAAACCCGCGCCCCCCAAAGGCCCAUCACCAACACUCGUCCUCGACAACGGCGCAUCCACCAUCAAAGCCGGCAUCGUGCGCGACGGAAAAUUCGACGACCCUCGCAUCAUCCCAAACGUCAUCGCCCGCGACCGCGCCCGCAAAGUCUACGUCGCUUCCGAGAUUGAGAAAUGUCGCGACUUUGGAGAGAUACAGUUCCGGAGGCCCAUGGAGAAGGGCUUCAUCGUCAAUUGGGAGGCGCAAAAAGAGAUUUGGGAUCGUGAGAUUUUUGAGAACAAGGCUUUUGCGAUUGAUCCUGCUGAGUCGAGGUUGAUACUCGCUGAACCGCCAAAUGGAUUACCUAUUCUGCAGGCCAAUUGCGAUCAGAUUGUUUUUGAGGAAUAUGGGUUUGAGAGUUAUUAUCGCGGUAUAGACGACCCGACCGUAAGCAAUACCCCCGCCGAAGCCGUCAUGGUGAUCGAUUCCGGAUACUCGCACACGACUGUCACGCCACUCCUCCGCGGCCAACCCCUACAUUCGGCCGUCAAGCGAUUAGAUGUCGGCGGCAAGGUCCUCACCAACUACCUGACACGCUUGAUCUCUCUUCGCCACUUCGAUAUGCGCAACGACACAUAUAUCGUCAACGAGAUGAAGGAGCUUUCAUGCUACGUCUCGCCCGACUUCAAGACCGAUCUAGAAAAGUCUUGGAAGGGCACGAGGGGAGAUCGAAGACCGGAUUAUUUGUCUGGAGGCGGCAUCGCCAAAGAUUACAUCCUACCAGACUUCCACACCCACUUCAAGGGAAGACUAUGCGACUAUGAACCCUCGCGACACUCAAAAGCGAAGAAAAUGGCCAAUCAAUCCGAAGAAGACGCUCUGACGUUACGAAAUGAGAGAUUCACGGUUCCUGAAAUACUAUUCAAUCCAUCAGAUGUCGGGAUUAGGCAACCCGGCCUGGCUGAAUUGGUUCAGGAAUCUCUUAACGAACUCCCCAUCGGUCUUUGGCCCAGUCUCUUGGCCAACAUCGUCGUUGUACGGCGUACAUUGAAUGGCCCGAGCCGGCCUGCGCAGGCUUGA
This is a messenger RNA of Fusarium graminearum PH-1, 1077 nucleotides long. RefSeq lists its product as uncharacterized. Gene Ontology annotation, molecular function: nucleosome binding. NCBI's taxonomy places the organism in Eukaryota, Fungi, Ascomycota, Sordariomycetes, Hypocreales, Nectriaceae. Gene Ontology annotation, cellular component: Swr1 complex. The transcript has 3 exons. The coding region runs from base 1 to 1077 and encodes 358 amino acids. The record is from RefSeq and is a predicted model, not a curated record.